This is a messenger RNA of Laetiporus sulphureus 93-53, 2365 nucleotides long. Its product is annotated as Metalloprotease. Bases 1 to 2040 code for a protein of 679 amino acids. The record is from RefSeq and is a predicted model, not a curated record. The transcript has 15 exons. Gene Ontology annotation, cellular component: mitochondrial intermembrane space. Gene Ontology annotation, biological process: peptide metabolic process; proteolysis. NCBI's taxonomy places the organism in Eukaryota, Fungi, Basidiomycota, Agaricomycetes, Polyporales, Laetiporaceae. Gene Ontology annotation, molecular function: metalloendopeptidase activity.
AUGGCAUCUCUGACACCGCCCCAGCCACCUCCGUCCUGGACGCACUCUGCGGAACAGGUCCUCGAGCUCACGAAAGAUGCAAUCGCGAAGGAUCGCGAGCUGAAGGACAGCGUUGCAGCGCUGCCUUCUGCUGAUUGUAACUUUCCAUCCGUGUUCGUUGUACUUGCAGAGGCAGAAGCAAGGUUCGACAGCAUCAUCGAGCCGCUGUCGUUCUACCAGAACGUCUCGUCGUCAAAGGAGCUACGGGAUGCAUCGAACGCCGGGGAGGUCCUAGUGCGCGACUACGGUGUGGAGUCGUCCAUGAGGCUGGACGUCUUCCAGGCGAAGGUCGCCGCGGAGAAAAACAUCAAAACUAGCGGCGAGACGUUAGGCCCUGAGGAACAACGCCUCAUUGAAAAGAUGCUGCUCGAUGGGAGGCGGGCGGGUCUAGCGCUACCCGAGAAGGAAAGGGAGGAGCUGAUGAAACUCAAGAAGGAACUAUCCCAGGCAUCCCUGGAGUUUAGCAAAAACUUCAACGAGGAGAACAAUAAAGUCUCAUUUACGUUGGAGGAGCUCAAGGGUGUUCCUGCCGACGUAAUCUCCGGCUAUUCGAAGCGCACGGAAGGAGACAAAGAAUUGUAUGACAUUACUAUGAAGACGCCUGAUAUUUUCCCUGUGUUCAAGAACUGUCAAAAUCCAGAAACACGACGGAAAGCAUACGCACGUUAUGACGCGCGACUCGAGGUCAACGCGCCCAUACUUGCGAAGAUGUUGGACUUGCGACGAAGGAUCGCUGCGAUCCUCGGAUAUCCGACCUGGGCAGACUACAUAACAGAAGUGAAGAUGGUGAAGAACUCGAAGAACGUGAUCGAUUUCCUAGCGGACCUGGAACAAAAACUGACGCCCAUCGGAGAAAAGGAGCGUGUUGUGCUCCUGAAGCUCAAGGAGGAAGAACAUGCAGCGAAUGGCCACCCGUUCGACGGCAACUUCUACACAUGGGACUACUGGUACUACCACCGCGUGCUGCUCGAGAUCUCGCUUAAGCUGGAUGACCAGAAGGUCAAGGAGCAUUUUCCCGUCAGCACGGUGGUGCCUGCGAUCCUCGACAUCUACCAGAACCUGCUUGGCGUGCGGUUCGUGGAAAUCAAGGGCGAGACGUGGCAUCCUGAUGUCCAGCAAUUUGCAGUAUGGGAGAACGAUGCGAAGGACGAGUCGGGCUUUGUCGGGUAUUGCUAUUUGGACCUCUUUCCUCGUGAAUCGAAAUAUUCCCACGCGGCAGUAUGGCCCUUGCUCCCAGGAUACAUCCGUCCUGAUGGCACGCGGAGCUACCCGCUAGCAGCGAUGGUCGCAAACUUGGCAAAGCCCACACCGACCACUCCGGCGCUGAUGCCGCACAAUGAUGUCGUGACGUUUUUCCACGAGAUGGGGCACGUCUUCCAUGGGCUGUUGAGCAGGACGCGGUUCUCUAGGUUCCAUGGGACGUCUGUGGCAGGUGACUUUGUGGAGGCGCCCUCGCAGAUGCUCGAGAAUUGGUGCUUCGAGCCAGUGGUGCUCGAACGCAUGUCAAGCCAUUACGAGACGAAGCAGCCGCUCUCGAGAGAUCUCAUCGACAAGAUCAUCAAGAGCCGGUACGUCGACGUCGGGCUGUUCUACCUCCGUCAAGUCUUCUUUGCCAAAUUUGACAUCAAGGUGCAUACUGACAAGGAACCGACUGACUACACGGCACUAUGGAACGAUCUGCGCGCGUCGACUACUAAGAUCAGCUCCGAUCUCCGCUCUGCAGGCCAGGGUUCAUUCAACCACAUCGCAAGCGGUUACGAUGCUGGAUACUACGGGUACACGUAUUCGUUGGUCUUCGCCGCUGAUAUGUACGAGACAGUAUUCAAGCAAGAUCCCCUCGAUCCAGUGCGAGGCGCACGCUACAGGAAAUCGAUACUGCUCCCAGGUGGCAGCAGAGAGGAGCUCGACUCACUCAAGGAAUUCUUGGGCCGUCCGCCCAAUUCGGAGGCGUUCGUCAAGGAGCUCUUCGGCCAGACCACGACGACUGGCUCGAAUCUCUGAUUCAAAUGGGGAUCCUCGAUUGGACUUUACAAGCAGUUACAGAUUGAAAGAGAGUGGCGAGCGAGGUCUUCGCGAUCGUGAAGCACCGAGAGUAGUGCAGGACGGACGGACGUGUGAUCGAUCGCGAAGCGGGGUUUUCUGGCUCUCCGACCUCAUCAAUGCUGUGGCUGUGAUGUCGCCGUCCCUGCACAGUACUCGCACCCUCCCUUCUACACCGUCUGGUUAUGAGACUACUGAAGCAUCACUGUGUCUGCGUGUCUGCAUGUAAAUACAAGAAACUGGAGCUGGGAUCCUUCCGGUACGAGUCCCAUCAAUACUAAACUCG